ACGAGCAUUCAGUUUGAUUUGGUCAACUCAAGUGUAGUAUUUUUUCACUAGUUGAAAAUUCUAUAUAGAUCUCUCUACCGUUGAUAAUUUCUUUUGACAAGUAUUUUCAUUUUACUUACUGCAAAACUAUCAACAUGCGGUGGCAAUUUUCGUUAUAUUUUUCGAUAUUUUGUUUCAUUUUUGUAAAAGCCAAGUCCAUCCCGGAUUCCACAGAAGAGCAACAGAAACAAAACAGAUUUCAGAUCGAUUAUGAACGUUUACCGAAGGAUAAUGAGUAUAACGAUAUGCUCGUUGGUUUGCCACUCAGCUUUGACUGGAGAACAGAAGGAGGAGGAGCGGUGACUGAAGUAAAGGAUCAGAAUAAGGAUGAGUGCUCUGAAGCUGAUUGGGCUUUUGCCGCAGUUGGCGCUUUGGAAGGACAAUUAUCAAUCAACGAUAAGACUAAAGUAAAUCUUAGCGCACAAGAACUUAUUGAUUGCUCCACUAAUGGCGGAAAUUACGGUUGCGGAGGCGGAGAUGUCAAAAAAGCAUUCAAUUACAUCACAGCAAAUGGUAUUUCAACUCAAGAAAAAUAUCCAUACAUCGGAAAAAAUGGCAACUGUAUCAAAUUAGAGGACAAUCAAAAAGUUGCGAAACAUGCCACCAUAGAAUUGGAGCCAAUUCCCUACGGUUCUGAACAAGAAAUGAAACAAAAACUCAAGUCAGAGGGACCCAUAUUGGCCAUCAUUGAUGGUUCUCAAGAUUCUUUCUUGGAGUACAAAGGAGGAAUUUAUCAAGAUGGCAACUGCGCUAAAAUUGGAAAACAUAACGUUCUAAUUGUUGGUUAUGGUGAAACUGAUGCAGAUCCAAAAGAGGAAUUCUGGAUUGUGAAAAAUUCUUGGGGUGAAGAGUGGGGCGAAAAAGGAUACAUUAGAAUAGCACGCGGAAAAAAUACCUGUGGAAUAGCCACCAAUGCAACUUACAUUGAAUACAGCAAAUAGAUGAUGUUAAAUAGCAUUUUAUGGUCGACUUUUUAACGAUUAGGCUAUAUUAUUAGUUCUAUUAAAUAAUGUAUGAGUAUAAUGUAUGUAUUUAUUCAGUAGAUACUACAGACGUCUAUCAGUGUAAUCCGUUAUAAGUACAAAAUAAAAGAUUUUUAAACCUUG
This is a messenger RNA of Planococcus citri (citrus mealybug), 1145 nucleotides long. RefSeq names its product procathepsin L-like. The transcript is spliced from 5 exons. The record is from RefSeq and is a predicted model, not a curated record. Lineage: Eukaryota; Metazoa; Arthropoda; Insecta; Hemiptera; Pseudococcidae. Gene Ontology annotation, cellular component: lysosome. Bases 135 to 980 code for a protein of 281 amino acids. Gene Ontology annotation, molecular function: cysteine-type endopeptidase activity.